AAACCCUCAAAUUCUCACUCCAAUUCCUACUUAAAGCCUUUGCUUCAAUUUCCAAACCUUCCUCUUAAUCAAAACCAGUAAUAUAUAUUCAUUCAAAUUUCACUUUCUAAACCCUAAUAUACCAAUUCUCAAAUUCGACUUUAUUCAAAAACCCUAGCUCCCAUGGCGUCGAAGAAGAAACAACCCGAAGGCAUUGCUCUGUUGUCAAUGUACAACGACGAAGAAGACGAGGACAUGGAAGACCUCGACGAAGAAGAAGAACAAGAAGAAGAAGAAGAAGAAGAAGAAAAGGAAAAUGAAAAAGCGGAGCGGAGAGAGGCAGAGGGGGAAGAGCAAUACGACGAUUACAGAGAUUCGAGAAUGGCGGACGGAGACGAUUCGAUGGACAUUGGAGAGAGAGUGUUUGGCGGUGAUGAAUCUGCUAACGAUGGAACGCCGCCGAUUGUUAACGACGAUGCGGUGCCGGAUAAGGGGAGGUUUGGGAACUCAACGCCGCAACAGCCUCAAGUUUCGCCGCAACGAGAGCCGGUGGCGCCGGAUAGUUCGAGGAGGAGUAGGAGAGGGACGCUCACAAUUGUGGACUAUGGUCACGAUGAAGUUGCUAUGUCUCCUGAGCCUGAGGAGAGAGAAAUAUAUGGAAGUGGUCGGGUCAUGUUUGGAGAAGAGCUUCAAACUGCUAAUGGUCAUUUCCAAGAUAAUACACCUCCGGGUACUGUUCAGGCACCUAGCCAUCAAGUAACUUCUCCAUCAUUUGAUCAAUCACAAUCUGAUGCAAUGAAUUAUGUUGUGCGUGAAUCGGAGGGUGCACAGGUUGAGGAAGCUGUUAUGGAAGAGGGAAAAGAAGUUGAUCCGUUGGAUAAGUUUCUCCCACCACCACCCAAGGCAAAGUGCUCGGAAGAGCUGCAAAGGAAAAUAAAUAAGUUUCUUGAUUACAAGAAAGGUGGAAAAAGCUUCAAUGCAGAGGUACGCCAUAGGAAGGAUUACAGGAACCCUGACUUCCUGGUACAUGCAGUGACGUAUCAAGAUAUUGAUCAAAUAGGGUCUUGCUUUAGUAAAGAUGUAUUUGACCCUCAUGGAUAUGAAAAAAGCGACUACUAUUUUGAAAUAGAAGCUGAUAUGAGACGUGAGGAACUAGAAAAGAAGAAGAAUCCAAAGGUUGAUUUUGUUUCUGGAGGAACACAACCUGUAACAGUUGUGUCUGCACCAAAAGUUAUCAUACCUAUUCCAGGUGUUUCAUCUGCAGCUGCCACUGGUCUACUACCUGUGCCACCUGCAACUGAUACCACUACUAGGGAUGGUAGACAGAACAAGAAAUCUAAGUGGGAUAAGGUUGAUGGGGAUCGAAGAAAUCCUUUGCCCUCUGGGGGGCAGGAUUCUAUUUCUGCAGUUGGGGCUCAUGCAGCACUCUUGUCUGCUAAUGCUGGUGCAGGAUACAUGGCUUUUGCGCAGCAAAGACGGCGAGAAGCAGAAGAAAAAAGAUCCAGUGAGAGGAAGGUAGAUAGAAGAUCUUGAACCAUUCAUUGUACUACUCACAAAUUAAUUAUCAUAAAACAUUUUGAGGUGGAUAAAUGAAUUCUCUUUGCCCUCAUUUAAGGCAAUGGUAAGGGCUUGUAUUUUUUAUUUUAUUUUUCAAAUUUAAAUCAUACAUCUUGUAUAUGGCAAAAAAAUGAAAAUAGAUGAUCUCAUUAGUGCCUUUCAGCUUGUAACAUGACCCUAGGAACCAUUUUAUCUUUUGAAAAACCAGCAAGCCCCUUUCCCUUUACUUUAGAUUAUAUUUGUAAAGGGAAAAGUGAAUGAAAUUGUGAAAAGUUUGGAAGAUAUGUCUGAAGAAUGUGAUAGCCUUAUUGGGGGAUAAGCUCAAGGAAAGUUGAGUUGACUUGUUUUAACAGCUUAGCACUUCAAAAAAAGUUCGAUACAACUUUGACCAUUAUCCGAACUGCAGGCUUGUAAAUCAUUUAUUUUCUUAACAUUUCUGCAAUGAAUAAUUUUUCUUCAGUGAA
This is a messenger RNA of Quercus robur (English oak), 2000 nucleotides long. RefSeq lists its product as uncharacterized. Gene Ontology annotation, biological process: regulation of DNA-templated transcription. The record is from RefSeq and is a predicted model, not a curated record. Bases 163 to 1512 code for a protein of 449 amino acids. Lineage: Eukaryota; Viridiplantae; Streptophyta; Magnoliopsida; Fagales; Fagaceae. The transcript has 8 exons. Gene Ontology annotation, cellular component: nucleus.